Lachancea nothofagi CBS 11611 is the source of this 1083-nucleotide messenger RNA. Lineage: Eukaryota; Fungi; Ascomycota; Saccharomycetes; Saccharomycetales; Saccharomycetaceae. The record is from the annotation of a GenBank genome assembly.
AUGAACCACGCGCACGUGACCUCCGGCCCGAGCAGCGUGCAGUUACCCUCCAUCAGCUCGCUGCUGGGCGUCGUGCACAGCGACCCGCGUCUGCUGACCGGCGGGGCAGAAUGGUCCCACUGGCCACAGCCCGCGUACCACCAGCACCCGCCUGUUUGGGCGCCCCAUCACACGUUUGCGCACGCCCCUCCUCCUCCGGCCCCGGCUCCCAUGCCCACGAUGCCCAUGCUGGGUGCGAGCCGCGGAUCGUUCGGCACGGCGUGCAAGGCGUCACAUGCCACGGCGGCCGCCGCGGCCAUGGCCAUGGCGCCCGGUCUGCCCACUCCGCGCGCAAGCUCCUCCGACAUUGGUGGAUUCGCUGCUUUGGCACCGCUGCUAGCGUCUCCCGGUACCAACCGCAUUCCAACGCCGGCGUCCACACCUUCGCUCCAAGCGAUUGUUCCGCAACACUCCCACUCACCGGUGCGCUCCAGAUCACCUUGCACGCCCUCCAGCGAUGACCUCAUGUCGCACGACGAGGUGUCCGUCGCCGUCGCCGCCGCUGCCGCUGCUGCUGCUGCGCUACCCAACCAAAGCCAUCAGCAACGCCUGCUCAAAUGCGUAUGUCGCAACAACACCAAGACCGGCCACCAUAUUCCCAGACCUCGUAAUGCGUUUAUCUUGUUCCGGCAACACCUGCACCAGCGCUUGUUCGCCAAAGAAAACGACAGGUCAUGCGGAACGGCGCCCAACAACUCCGAAUCCAAUUCUAAUCCAGCUACAGCUCCAGCUACAGCUCCAGCUACAGCUCCAGCGACCAACACCAGCACCCCCACCACGGGGGGGUCUUCUCCCAGCACCGAAGUGUCGUUCAAGACCAACUCGCAAAUCUCAAGAGAAAUCGGCCAGCGCUGGCGCGAACUGGGCGAGCAAGACCGCAAAUACUGGCAGGACCUGGCGCUGCAGGAGAAAGAGCUGCACCGGAAAAGGUAUCCGGACUACAAAUACAUCCCACGCAAGAGUCGUGCAGGCAAAAGACAGCGCAAAGAUGGCUGCGAGUUCUGCAAACGACACAGCGAGCUGGGAACACCGCUUGGGGCUUGA